AUGGAAGGCUGCAAUCCAAUCUCGACUCCAAUGGAACCCGGAGCCAAGCUUUCAAAAUUUAAUGGGGGAGAACGUGUCGAAGCAAACAAAUUUCGAAGCUUGGUUGGAAGUCUUCGAUAUCUCACAUGCACAAGACCAGAUCUUUCGUUGAGUGUUGGAAUUAUAAGUCGAUUUAUGGAAGAACCAGUCUACACGCAUUGGAAGGCUUUGAAAAGAAUUCUUCGUUACGUCCAAGGAACUGUGUCACUUGGAAUGUUUUACUCAAGAGCAGAAGAUUACAAACUAACUGGCUACUCCGACAGCAAUUGGUGUGGAGAUAUAGACGAUCGAAAGAGUACAUCAGGAUAUGUAUUUUUCAUGGGAAAUAUAGCUUUCACCUGGCUCUCAAGGAAACAACCAAUUGUGACGCUGUCAACAUGUGAAGCAGAAUACGUGGAAGCAUCUUGGUGUCUAUGCCAUGCAAUAUGGCUUAGAAGACUAUUGAGCGAACUGGAACAAAAACAAGAAAAUGCAACAAUAGUGCAAGUCGACAACAAAUCUGCAAUUGAGCUGGCAAAGAAUCCAGUGAAUCAUGAAAGAAGCAAACACAUUGAUGUUCGCUACCACUUUAUUUGA
Vicia villosa (hairy vetch) is the source of this 615-nucleotide messenger RNA. RefSeq names its product secreted RxLR effector protein 161-like. Lineage: Eukaryota; Viridiplantae; Streptophyta; Magnoliopsida; Fabales; Fabaceae. Bases 1 to 615 code for a protein of 204 amino acids. The transcript has a single exon. The record is from RefSeq and is a predicted model, not a curated record.